Messenger RNA from Ceratitis capitata (Mediterranean fruit fly), 3075 nucleotides. RefSeq lists its product as uncharacterized. The transcript is spliced from 8 exons. The record is from RefSeq and is a predicted model, not a curated record. The coding region runs from base 296 to 2659 and encodes 787 amino acids. NCBI's taxonomy places the organism in Eukaryota, Metazoa, Arthropoda, Insecta, Diptera, Tephritidae. Gene Ontology annotation, molecular function: protein binding.
CUUACUACUCAGCCCGUUUCGUGCUCGCGCUGUUUAUACUCAAACAGUAAUGAAGUAAUGAGGUAGAUAAACAUAUCCACGAGUACGUAUAUGUACUUGAGUGCAAUGUCAUGUCACGCAAAAGCUGCAUUGCAUUGGUAAAUUGUUUAAAUAAAAUCUCUUCGUGCAACGGUAAAUCCCAAACUGAGAAAAAGCCAAAAUAAAUAUUCCAAAACUCCCAAAACACCCGCACAAUACAAAAUCAAACCAAAUUUCAGCCUUUCAUCUUCUUGUAUUGGUAUUCUCUGCGCCGCAUAUGUUUCGUAAUCACAUUUUAAUGGGCGUUGCGCACGCGUCCAACACACGUCUGUUGCGCCAAACAGCUGAGACCGCAAAAUUCCUAGCCAUAAUUUUCCUAUUUCUGACUGAGAAUGUCUCGCGCACCUGCUGUAGUUCCAACACGAUCGGUUAUAAAUCGAAUGAUGGCUAUGCAAGUUGGGUUGCCACACAGACGACAGGUGUGGUUAGCGGAACGGUCGCUGCAGCUACCGCCGACGAUACGCAUCGCUUGGCGAAACGAAUGGAUUUGGAGCUAUGUUUGAGCAAAUAUGAAAUCCACAAAAACACCAUUAUACGAACGGGCGAAUCACAAACGCUCGGUGGAAAGUACUUACAAGGACUUGAGUUGGAUACGGCGGAGGAGUGCCAGCGACUUUGUUGCGAAACGGAAUCGUGUGACGUUUACGUCUUCGAGGAUAAAAGUGACGGAUAUUGUUAUCUCUUCGAGUGUGGCCCACCAGAGAAUUUCCAUUGCAAAUUCACACGUCACGCUAACUACACAAGUGCCGUACUAACAGUUGCGCGCAAUGUGAAUGAGAAGACAACCGCUAAACCAACUGUGGCAGUCGUCAAAGGCACCAAUAGCAUUUCACAACAGGAAUGGGAAUUGACAAGUCUAAAAGUGAAACCAGAAGAGCGCAAUAGGAUAGCAUCAACGGCCGUUGGAGCUAGUGGUGUAGAAAGUGCCGGAUCUCCAGUGUUAGUUCCCGGCACCGCAACUAUCAGUGGAAAUGCAAAUGUGGUUGCAACCGCAGGACCCGUGCCUAUGCUGGGUGUGGAGCAAAUACCACCAAUUAGUGUGGCUUUUCCACAAAAAGUUUACCCAGUACAAUGUGGACGCUUUCAAUUUCCGUGCCAUUCGGGGGAGUGCAUUGCUGUCUAUAAUGCUUGCGACGGCAUUCCACAGUGCGAGGAUGGUAGUGAUGAGGGACCUGAAUGUUCUGGCGUCACUUCAACCGCAAAAGCUAAUGCUGAUGCAGGAUCCACGAAUGCUUUGGAUUCAAGUGGUCAAAAGUUGCCUUCUGAGACACAGUAUCAGCCAUCCCUUUCACAACAAACCAUGCAACAACAACAGCAACAACAACAGCAACACCAACAAUCAAUUCAACAAGCUCUGCCUGCCAUUAUUGCGCCAACUCUAGGUAAUCGGGAAGACGCUGGUGCUUGGGCAAAUCGAAAAACUGCGCAAACAGUUGGACAUGCAACAGAGAAAGAAACAAAUAACGUAGACUUAAAUAGUCCCAUUUCUAGUCACAAGGAAAGCAUUCAAGUGCCCAAUGCAGGUGUUAGUAGGCUAAGUAACGCCUAUUCUAACACCAAUUUAAACAACAACAAUAAUAACAAUGGCAACGUGAAUUUGAAUUCAGCUUAUAACACAGCGGCUAUGCAACGUAACGGUAUUUAUGUUCCACAAAUGGCUGAUUUAACUAAUGGCGGUACUUAUAUCCGGCAGCAACAACAACAAAUGGCACCACCACCACAACAACAGCAGCAGCAACAGCAAUAUAUCGUGCCACAAGGUAACUUGAUGAUGCCACCCAAUGCACAGUGGCAAUUGCAACAACAACAACAGCAGUUAUUGCAACAAGUAACGACACCACAGCGCAAUCAGCUUCCACAGCAGCAGCAGCAACCGCAGCAGCAACAACAAGCCCUGCCCCUACAACCUUACAUAAUUAACACAGCAGAGCAACAACAGCAACCGGUACAAACAGGAGCUAAAGCGCCCAUAGAAAGCGGCGUCGGGAUUAAUGUGAUUGGUAAAUCCUCAUUACAACAGCAACCACAAACAGCAGGUUCGCGGCAAAUAGUUCAGCAAUCGACUGUCCACGUGGCAGCUCCUUUGAGUUCUGUUAAAUCACAGAGCACAACUGUAACACAAAAGUCCGCAGCUGUACCAGCUAGCGCGUCUAAAACAGGCGUCGCAGAGGAGUAUGACGAUUAUGAUGAGGAAGAGUCAACAGAGCCACCAAAAAAGAAACACAAGCACAAGAAGCCAACUAGCAACCCUUCUAAAGCCGAUAAGGCCAAGGCUCAUAUGGAUCCAAUUGAAUUAGCACUAGUGGAACAAAGACAGCAUGCGCCAGCACCCCAGCCUGUCCAUGAGCAAUAUAAGUUAAUACAUGAAAAUCUUGGCUUAGAAUUUCGUGACCAUGAUGGACAAUCGGAGCGUCCCGGUGGUGCAAUGCUCUCCUUGACCCUUGGUCUACUAGUAACCGCCGCGCUCGGCAUACUCAUUGGCUGUCGCAUGCGUACGGUGGGUCGACGUACACGUCGCAUGGGCGGUAAGGUGCCUUAUUCACAUGAGGCUGAUUUCCUAGUGAAUGGCAUGUACUUGUAAGGCAAGCCAAGUGUGAGAAAGCUAGCGCGGCUGUAUGGUGGUGACUCAGCGGCAUAGAAGUAGAAAUUUCAAAAGGUAUAAAUGAAUGUGGAGAUAUUUCAAUCUACAUACAUACACACUAAUAUAUCUACAAAUACAAAAACUGUGCAGAUACUUACAUACAUACUUAUAUACAUAUUUCCUUUGUAAUGUUACUAGUUUAAUUAUUCGGUUUAAGCUAGACAAAUACAAAUGUACUUUGAGUAAUAUUGUCAGUUCAAAUAUUCAAGUGAAUUUAGAUACUAUAAAAGUUUAGAUGGGUAUUGCAUUCGUUCAUUUAGUCUCGAAAGGAUUCGGCAGUUUAAUAACAACAUUUUAUAAAUGUGAUUCAUUCAUGAGAAAACUAAACUAUAAACACACCACAUAUUAAUAAUAAA